Acanthochromis polyacanthus (spiny chromis) is the source of this 4675-nucleotide messenger RNA. RefSeq names its product bile salt-activated lipase-like. The coding region runs from base 2866 to 4659 and encodes 597 amino acids. Gene Ontology annotation, biological process: synaptic vesicle endocytosis; neuron cell-cell adhesion; modulation of chemical synaptic transmission. Gene Ontology annotation, molecular function: signaling receptor activity; triacylglycerol lipase activity; neurexin family protein binding. The record is from RefSeq and is a predicted model, not a curated record. Lineage: Eukaryota; Metazoa; Chordata; Actinopteri; Pomacentridae. Gene Ontology annotation, cellular component: synapse; cell surface; postsynaptic specialization membrane. The transcript is spliced from 11 exons.
AAAUAACAUUCAAAAUCCUGACUUAAAACACACACAUGCUGGUCUCACAAAGUUCUUUCUGACAAUAUAUCAGAUUUGUGUAGCACUUUUCAUACAAAUAAAAGGUACUGAGUGCUUUAUGUAACAAAGGGAAUAAAAAACAAGAGAAAUGGUUAUCAUCAUAAUUAAUAAAAUCAUGAAAUCAGUGACAAGUGAGAUUAAAAAGGCAGGCAUUGAGUUUGCUUUCAGAAAGUUCAGGUUGUUGCAGAAACAGACAUAAGAAAAUGCUGCAUCACAGUGCGUUUUUGUUCUACCUUUUGUUUUAAUUAAAUUAAAAGCAAAUCCAAAAACUGGCAGUCCCCAGACCAUAAAGAGUUUCUAAAAUCAAAGAAAGGAUCAUAUAGUCUAUUCUAAAACAGACUGGUAGUGCAGAGAUGGGAAGGACUGCUGCAGUGGUGUCUUCAUAUUGGCUUAAGAGAGAAAGGUCUUGUGCUCUGACAGUGUGCACAUCAAAAAAAUGCAUUCUUAUUUUUGUUUUAAUGCAAGGUUCAAAGCUGAGAUUUGAGUCACAGAUGAUUGAGACUCAUCAGACCAGGCAACGUUUUUCCAAUCUUCUAUUGUCAAAUUUUGGUGAGUCUGUGUGAAUUAAAGCCUCAGUUUCCUGUUCUUAGCUGACAGAAGUGGCACCAUGUGUGGUCUUCUGCUGCUGUCGAACAUCUUCUUCAAGGUUGGACAUGUUGUGCGUUCAGAGCUGAUACUUUGCAUCCUUGGUUGGAACAAGUGGUUAUUUAAGUUACUGUUGUCUUUCUAUCAUCUCCAACCAAUCUGCCCAUUCUCCUCUGACCUCUCACAUCAACAAGGCAUUUUGGUCCACACAACAGCCGUUCACUGGAUAUUUUCUCUUUUUUUGACCAUUCUCUGUAAACCCCAGAGAUGGUUGUGGAUGAAAAUUCCAGUAGAUCAGCAGUUUGUGAAACAUUCAGACCAGCCUGUCUGGCAUCAACAAUCAUGCUAUGUUCAAAGUCACUUAAAUCCUCUUUCUUCCCCAUUUUGAUGCUCGCUUUGAACUGAAGUUGUAUUGACCACAUCUACAGGCCUAAAUGCAUUGAGUUGCAGCCAUAUGAUUGCUGAUUAGCUAUUUGUCCUAGCAAGCAGUUGAACAGGUGUACCUAAUAUAGUGACCAGUGAGUGUAUAGUUGUGUCGUCGGCAUAACUGUAAAAACUGAUGUUUGGCCUCCCAAAGAUAUUUCCACGUAGCAGCAUGCAAACAUUAAAAAGUGCAGGCCCUAAAAUUGAACCCUGAGGAACACUAUAGUUAAUUGUUUUAGCUUUUAGAUGGUUAUUGUUUAAAGCUGACAAUUUUUUUCCCUCAGCAACUGAACCAGUUAAAACCAGUAUGAGAGAGGCCAAUCAGACUGUGAAGUUUGUGUAAAAGAAGAGUGGCCGACAAUAUCAAAGGGUGUACUUAAGACAAAUCUUUUUUUGUUGUCCAUAUUGGAUCCUUCUUUUACGAUCUUGAUUAGUGUCGUCUUGGUAGUACGAUUGGUCCAGAAACCUGUUUGAUUUUCUUAAAAAUAUGAUGACAGUUCAUAAAAAUGUUGAUCCAAUUAAACACAAGCUUGCCUAAAACAGUUUUUUUUUUUUAAAUGGCAGAUACCAGUCAUUACCAAGUAUUGCGGCUUUUCUCUUCAGAAGUUUAACAACUGUGAUCUUAGGAGCAGUAGGGAAGUCAUCUGACAUCUGAAGAGAAAAAUUUACAGUUGAUUUUAGGUAUAUUUUUUUAAAAGCUCAAUUUUUUUUUUGUAAAAGCUGAUCGCAAGCAUGUCAUUAUUAACCAGGACAAAUUGUGUACAGUGUUUCUUCAUGAACAAACAAGGAUUUUGUGGGGUGUUUGAGAUUUAUAUGCUGAUAUUUGGAUUAAUUCCAUCAACUAGUUUUCAUUGUACUUCUCACGGGGAUUGCAAAAGUUUCACAUCAUUGAAUGUUGAGUUAGUCGACAGUAAGUAAUACAACGAUCCUUUAUUUACCAUAAAAACAGUAAUAUAAAGUGUAUCUGUCAAAUAAUAUGACCGAGUGUCUUCUAAUUCAUAUUCCAGGACUGGGUUUGAGAUGGCAAACUCAAUAAAUGAUGAUAUUUUGAGAGAUGCUCAUGUCCACUUAAGUUCAUUAUAAUUGAUAUGAAUUGUAUAGGCCUGCAUUUACAAUCCAGCCUUAAAGCAUUUAGGACACAAGGACAAACUUUUCAGACUGUCUAGACUAGUGUGACUGAAGUCAGUUGGACAGCUGUGUAAACUCAGUAGAGAUUGGCUUCCUGAUACACAAAGGCACAAGCUGUAAAACCAAAAAUCAAUUCUGGAACAUCAGUCACAUAGACCUGUUCUUUGAAGACCAAUACACGUCUGUUGGUGUUAUUUCUGACCUCUUAACAUGGGAAAGUCUCCUUUUUUAAAAUUCACUCAAUAAAUAUCACAAAUCUAUUUCAAAGCCAAAUGAAGGUCAAACACAAUAGCAGUGAGGUUGAGGCAUUGCAGCGAAACCCUGCAAUGAAGUCCAAUGAAGACACAGAAUCUACAACAAAGAUUCAUAACACAUUCAUAAAAAGAAAAAAAGACGACCAUUCCUCCAAAGGUUCUUUCCGGUAUGCAAGAAUAUUUCUGUUCAAAUGGCAUUUUUGGUCGGACUUGGCUCACAACUAAUAAAACGUGCUGUUACCACUUGUAAAAUACUUUAUCUGUUCAGUCCCUUCUGACUUCAUCACUGUAUUGAGAAGCUAUAAAAAUGGGCCUUCUUUGACCUUUGAUCUUUAACUUUAGUUUUACCAGUGGUUGAGAUAACCCAAGGGCAGAAGUGAGGAAAGGGGAGUGGGACACAAGGUGGUUAAAUAUUAUGUGUGAUGCAACAGUCCAAAAAGUAAGGAUACACAGUGCAGACUGGUCAGAUGCUGUUCAGGGGAGGGGUCUCCUUUAUAAAAGGAAGGUUGACAGUCAAGCUGCUUGUCACACUUUGGUCAUGAUGGUGAUUCUGGGGAUUUUGGUUGCUGUUGCUGUGUUUCUGGAGACGGUCUCUGCGGCCUCUCUAGGGGUGGUGUACACAGAAGGAGGGAUGGUGCAGGGUGAAAACAUUCGUCUUGGCUUCCGUCGUCACAUGGACGUCUUUCGGGGGAUUCCCUUCGCUGACAUCCCUGGAAGGUUUGAGAAACCAAAGCGUCACCCUGGCUGGGAUGGGGUUUUGAAAACCACUGAGUUCAGGCCGAGGUGCCUUCAGGUGAACCUUAUCAUGACUGACACCAGAGGCAGUGAGGACUGUCUUUAUCUUAACAUUUGGGUUCCUCACGGCAGCUCAGUGUCCACUGGUCUGCCUGUCAUGGUCUGGAUCUAUGGAGGAGGCUUUCUGACUGGAGGCUCAAUGGGUGCUAACUUUCUUAGUAACUAUCUGUAUGAUGGGCAGGAGAUCGCAGACAGAGGAAAUGUUAUUGUGGUGACGCUGGGGUACCGUGUGGGAACUCUGGGCUUCCUGAGCACUGGAGACUCCAGUAUGCCUGGAAAUUAUGGUCUGUGGGACCAGCAAGCUGCCAUUGCCUGGGUGCACAGAAACAUCCGCUCAUUUGGAGGAGACCCUGACAACAUCACCAUCUUUGGAGAGUCUGCAGGUGGAGCUAGUGUCAGCUUCCAGACUCUAACUCCUCACAACAAAGGACUGUUCAAGAGAGCCAUCUCCCAGAGUGGCGUUGCCCUUUGUCCUUGGGGUGUCAACAGAAACCCCCGCAAGUUUGCUGAGGAGAUUGCAUUAAAGGUCAACUGCCCUACCGAUGACAGAAUGGCUGCUUGUUUGAAGAUGACUGAUCCUGCGCAGCUAACAUUGGCUGGUUCCCUCGAUAUGACCAGCUCUCCCAAUCACCCCCUGGUGUCCAACCUGCUCCUGUCUCCUGUGAUCGAUGGCGACUUCUUACCGGAUGAGCCUUCCAACUUGUUCCAUAAUGCAGCCGACAUUGACUACAUUGCUGGAGUCAAUGACAUGGACGGACAUAUCUUCACUGCUAUGGAUGUUCCAUCAAUCAAUUCUCAUUUGGUGGACACCCCAAUUGAGGAUGUGAAGGCACUCUUGGCCUCCUACACUAAGGAGAAGGGUGCGGCUGGUUUGAACAACGCUUACUCUACAUACACCUCAACCUGGGGAAGUAAACCCAACAGGGAGACCGUCAAGAGAACUGUUGUGGAAAUUGGAACAGACUACAUUUUCCUUGUUCCUACACAGGCUGCCCUUUACCUUCAUGCUUCCAACACCACAACUGGACGCACCUACUCCUACCUCUUCUCUGAGCCCAACCGUAUGGGCGGCAUCGGCAAGCCCUACCCCAGCUGGAUGGGAGCUGACCAUGCUGACGACCUGCAAUUCGUGUUCGGAAAGCCUUUCAGCUCACCAUUGGGGUACUGGCCUAGCCAUCGUGACGUCUCUGGCUACAUGAUUGCCUACUGGACCAACUUUGCCAGAACUGGAGAUCCCAACAAAGGAGACCUGAAAGUGCCUGCUACAUGGCCCAAAUUCACCACCACAGGACACCAGUAUCUGGAGAUUCAUCAUGACAUGAACAAAAACUAUGUAAAACAGAAGAUGAGGCUGCGUUUUGUGCAUUUCUGGACCAGUCUCUUGCCCAACCUUCCCACAAUGUUCUCACAAUAAAGAACUCGUGAUAUCA